Messenger RNA from Phacochoerus africanus (Common warthog), 6184 nucleotides. It is a transcript of the gene NIBAN1, whose product is annotated as niban apoptosis regulator 1. The transcript is spliced from 14 exons. Bases 324 to 3128 code for a protein of 934 amino acids. The record is from RefSeq and is a predicted model, not a curated record. Lineage: Eukaryota; Metazoa; Chordata; Mammalia; Artiodactyla; Suidae.
AAAUAUGAAGUCAGCGAAGAGAAGAAGAAGGAGCUGAAAGUCGUUCCAGGCCAUACUUCCCCUCAGAACUCACCAGUGAAGCGAAGGCGGGAAGGCAGCCCCGGGGCCAGCCCACAGAUCCUCAGAGGGCGCGGACCCGGAGGAGGCGCCCUAGAAGGCCGCGCCUCUCGGAGGAAGUGUGUCCUUUAAUUGCAGAGCUCAGAUCUCCGUCGCUUCGGCUUCCAGGAGCGGGCAGCGGGCGCCGACGGGAGUGGCAGUCCCUCCUGCCGGGGGAGUGGGCCGGGCAGCCGCGCGCUCAGCAUCCUCCUGCACCUUCCGUCGCCAUGGGCGGCUCGGCCUCCAGCCAGUUGGACGAGGGCAAGUGCGCCUACAUCCGAGGGAAAACUGAGGCUGCCAUCAAAAACUUCAGUCCCUGCUACAGUCGCCAGUACUCCGUGGCUUUCUGCAAUCAUGUACGCAGUGAAGUGGAACAGCAAAGAGAUUCAACGUCGCAAUUUUUGAAGACCAAGCCACCACUGGAGCCUGGAACUAUUUUGUAUGAAGCAGAACUAUUGCAGUUUGCUGAGGACAUAAAGAAAUGGAAGGAGAGAUAUGUCGUGGUUAAAAAUGAUUUUGCUGUGGAAAGCUAUGAGAACAAAGAGGCCUAUCAGAAAGGAGCUCCCCCUAAAUGUCGAAUUAUUCCAGCUGGUGCCAAGGUGUUAACCUCAGAAGAUGAAUACAAUUUAUUAUCUGAUCGGCAUUUCCCAGACCCUAUUGCAACCAGCGAGAAAGAGAACACGCAGCCCUUUGUGGCUCUGCCCAAGGAGUUCCCGGUGUACCUGUGGCAACCAUUCCUCAGACACAGCUACUUCUGUUUCCAGGAGGCUGCCGAGCAGAAGAAGUUCAGCGCUCUCCUGACGGACUGCAUCAGACACCUAAAUCAUGAUUACACAAAGCAGAUGACGUUUGAAGCCCAAGCCUUUUUAGAAGCUGUGCAGUUCUUCCGACAAGAGAAAGGACACUAUGGCUCAUGGGAGAUGACCACUGGGGAUGAAAUCCAGAUCCUGAGUAACCUGGUGAUGGAGGAGCUCCUGCCAACCCUUCAGACAGACCUCCUGCCUAAAAUGAAGGGGAAGAAGAACGACAGGAAGCGGGCCUGGUUCGGUCUCCUCGAAGAGGCCUACAACCUGGUCCAGCAUCAAGUUUCAGAAGGAUUAAGUGCCUUGAAGGAGGAAUGCCGGGCCCUGACCAAGGACCUGGAAGGAACCAUCCGUUCAGACAUGGAUCAAAUUGUGACCUCAAAGAACUUUUUAAUCGGAAAGAUCAAAGCGAUGGUGGCCCAGCCAGCAGAGAGUAGCUGUGCGGAGAGCGUGCAGCCAUUCCUGGCAUCCAUUCUGGAGGAGCUCAUGGGACCAGUGAGCUCAGGAUUCAGUGAAGUACGCUCACUCUUUGAAAAAGAAGUAGAUGAACUUAGCCAGAACUUUCAGACCACCAAAGAUGGUGCCCGGCUAAAGGAGCUUCUGGACCAGCUUAUGAAUCUUCCACUGGAUUCCGUGAAGAUGGAACCAUGUUAUGAUAAAGUCAACCUGCUUCAAGAGCACCUGCAGGAUCUCAAGAGCCGCUUCAGAUUCCCCCACAUUGACCUGGUGAUCCAGAGGACGCAGAACUACAUGCAAGAGCUCAUGGAGAAUGCAGUGUUCACUUUCGAGCAGUUGCUCUCCCCACAUCUCCAAGGAGAGGCCUCCAAAACCGCUGUCGCCAUUGAGAAGGUUAAACUCCGGGUCUUAAAGCAAUAUGAUUAUGACAGCAGCACCAUCCGGAAGAGGAUAUUUCAAGAGGCGCUGGUUCAAAUCACACUUCCCACCAUGCAGAAGGCGCUGGCGUCCAUGUGUAAACCAGAACUUCAGAAAUAUGAGCAGUUCAUUUUUGCAGAUCACACCCAUAUGAUCCACGUUGAGAAUGUCUACGAGGAGAUUUUACAUCAGAUCCUUCUUGAUGAAACCCUGAAAGUGAUAAAGGAAGCUGCUGUCCUGAAGAAACACAACUUAUUUGAAGACAACAUGGCCCUGCCCAGUGAAAGCGUGUCCAGCUUAACUGAUCUAAAAACUCCUGCAGGGUCCAACCAGGCCAGCCCUGCCAGGAGAGCCUCUGCCAUUCUGCCAGGCGGUCCAGAUAGUGAGAUCCUGAGUAACGAGGUAUUCCAGGAGUCAGGGGAAAAGAAGGAGUCUGGGGUCUCCAGUUCUUUGGCCAAAGGAGAAAGCCUUCCUUCCCCUGUGCCCAGCCCGCCCCCAGGCGGGGAUGGGCAGCUCAUCAUUUCAAGCAUGGAUGACCCUGCUGUGAAUCUUGUGGCUGCAGAGGACACAGCAGGGGACCUGGGCACACACUCAUCAGAGCUGGAGUGUGGGGAGACUCCUGAGGACCAAGAACCCCCCCAGGAAAAGCCCGAGCCCACCUCUGCCUCAGGCUCCUUGAAGGAACUCAGAGACCUGUUGACGGUGACCAUUGAAGUACCAGUGGAGUCUGGCAAGCUCGAGAUUGAAGAAGAUACAAACAAGGAGACCCUGGUUCCCCAGGAAAUGGAAAAAGAAGAGGAAGCAACCCAAGUCUGCACAGGGGCCCAUCAAGCAGCUGCCUCCAGUCAGGACGACUAUGCAGAAAGCCAAGUGCACGAGAGGGAGACCCAUCCUCCUGCUCCGGAGGCCGAGGUGGGGGAGGCAAAGUUGGGGGCCCUUCCAGAGGCUCAGCCAGCCUGUGGGGGGCUCGGCGAGGGCACCCGCAGCCCAGGCCCCACAGAGGAGCAAGUAGAGGCCGGGGGGCCCCCCAAAGGGGAGCUUAUCGAGGGGGCUUCCGGACUGGAUGCCCUUGGAGGAGAAGGGGCCCUGUGUGCUGUCGAGGCUGAGGCUGUGCCCCAAGAAGGUUGCAUGUUAAGUUCGGACCCCCUCAGCCCCAAGGAGAGCCAGGUGUCUGUGGGAGAAGAAUUGGUGGGAGGGGAGUGCAGCACAGCCCUGGAUGCUGCCGGCGUGGAUGCAGGGGAGAGGGAGGCUGCCCAUGUUCACCAGUGUCCGUGGGUGGUCGAGAAUGAUCCAAACACCACCAAGACCCUGGAGUCACAGCCAGAGGAUCCCCCAGCACAGCCCUGGGAGGAGUGAAAGGGGCAGUUUGGCGAAAGCCUUUCUCUGAACAAACUCAGACAAAAGAAUAUAGCUAAGGGUACACGUAGGGGUUGCAUACACGUGGUUACCAAAAGAAAAAGAAAAAAAAAGUAUAAAUACUUAAUUUGUAGAAUGAAGCCAGAGGCAAUGCACACAGGGCGUGCGCACUGAGGCAAACCUUUGUGGAAUUGAACUGUUCCACCAUGAAUUAUUGCUUUAGCAUUUUAAUAGGAAUUACAAAGGUAAUGCAGUGUGUGGGCUAGGAGGCAGCUGAGGGUGUGCAGGGAGGGAGCUGCAGUGAAGGUGGACAAAACAGCAGGAGCAUUCUGCACGUUUUCUUCAAAUGCACUUUAAGGCUUUUUAAUUUUUUUUGUAAGAAUGCAAAUGUAUACUGUACAUCCGGCUUUACCUCCCACUCUGCCAACCUCACCAUCUCUUAAGGACUCAGCAUUCAUCCACAGUCAGGCUGGAGGAAGGGGAAGGAAUGAACACCAGACCCCCCCUGCUGUGGGCCACCCCACAGAGCCUGAGGCAUCCUGGGGGAGGCUGCGUGAAACAAAGGACGGUUGAGGUGCGUGGGACUGUCUGGGCCUGUUGCUAAUUCUGCUAUCCAUUUCUUAUUAAUUAAUCUUGUUAAUUCUCAUUAAUUAAUCACUUUUUAGACAAAGUCCGAUGAGCCAAGGAAAUUUCCUUGGCAUGUUUAAGCCUGAAAGCAUUCCAAAUUAGUCUUAGAUGGUGCAGAGAAAGAGCUUAGCUAAAUUAUCAAGCCUAAAGCCUGCCAAUUAAACAAACAUUAUUUGAACAGCUAUUCUACGCCACACGCUGUAUUAGGCACAGUAACAAAAAAAAAAAAAAAAGAAAAGAAAAAAAAAAGAAAAGGUGCUUGUCUAGCAUAAAUGAAAAGGCCCAAAGAAUUUAAUCUAAAAGAAAAAAUAUGGCAAUUUUCAAACCAUGACAAUUUCACCUCUUCCCAUUGAAACAGUCCUGGUUUAUUCCCAGGAGGGAAUAAAGUGCAUAAAUGAAUAAAAUGAGUAAAAAAGAAAUAAAGAAGAAAAGAGGGAAUGAAAAGGGAGAAAGAAAGAAAGAAAGUGAAAAACCAAGCUAUAUACCAUAAAAUUCCAAAGAUGUUGCCAAAAUUGGAAACCAUGAGUUUAGUUGUUCAGCAAGCGGAGCCUUGUUUUGUCACUGAUGCUGGGAUGCUGCGGAGAAGAUGGCCCUGUUCCUCUCUCCCAGAACUUACGCUUUGUUGGAAAUAGACAGAAAUACAUCUUCUCAACGGAUCAUAGCCUUUAACUGGUAAGGCUAAAGGUGGAAUUUGCUUACUUGCAAAAGAUGAGAAAGAUGUGUUCUCUGGUCCUUCAGAAAAAUAUCAGAUCGUUUUCUGAAAACUUUCGUCCCAGUACUGCAUUGUCCACAAAUUCUCAAUAUUAGAUUCCAACCUGCUGUCCUGAGAGCUUAUUUUGAUCAUCAUUGGCAAGUAAGUUUCUCUCCGUUUUUAUAACUGAAUCACUUUAUUGUACAGCAGAAAUUAUCACAGUUCAAUAAAACUUUAAACAGCAGAAAUUAGCACAGUUCAAUAAAACUCUAAACAAGGAAAACAAAAAAAAAUUUUCAACCAGUUUAAAAAAAAAAAAAAGUAAGAAAGAAAGAAUAGAAUUUGUCCCAUAGUUUAAGCAUUUAACCAGGAAUUAAAGUAUCUCCCUCUCCACCUCCCCCUGAGGAAUUUCUUGGAUUUCUAGGUCACAGGGGAUGAAAAAGAAUCAGCAUCUGUUCACUCUCUUGCUGAACCCUUUCAGCUUUCCUGGGUGUGUUGAGAUCCUCACAUCUUGUUAUAGGUAAGGAAUCUUGUUAUAGGUAAGGAAGGUCACUGCAGUGCCCGCACUCACUCAUAUCCUGGCAUCUGGCACAGAAUAUUGCAGUUCUGUUUACUUCCUGUCUCUUCCAGGGGCUCCUUUCUUCAAGGACAGACACUAGGGUUUAGUCAUCCUGUGUACUUCCUGCUAGAAACACACACAGCCUUGAAUGAUGGCUCCCUGGCUUCUCAAGUCACUUUAAUCUCCCCAGUGCCUAACAAGGAACUGCCUGUGUCAGGCUGCUCAGGAAAUGUGAGAACUGAUCACCCACCCCACCACUGUGCUGGGGCUAUUUGGGGCUUGCUGUCAGGCAUGGAGAUGUUUUCACUUUGGCUUUCUGCCCUUGGGGAGUCUUCCCUUAAAUCAAGUCCAAAGUCCAAGGGGCAGGUGGCCAGAUGGUCAGAUGUACUGCCCAGUGAGGCCAGGAGCCAAAGGAGCCAUGCCCAGCCUUGCCAAGGACAGCCCUUCUCUCUGGGGUGACGAGGAGGCAAGGAGGUCCCAGCGCCGGAGCUUCCCAGCUUCCUCCCUUUGCUAACCUCAGGGUUUCUGGCGCACUUGGAAAGCUGAGGGAUUUUUCCAGCCCUCAGCGAGAGGAUGUGUCACUUCAUUGAAUGGAUGAACGUUAGUGCCUUCCCUUUACCCAUCCUUAGGCCAGAGGGGCCAGACACUAAGUGGAAAGACAUAGCUGAGAACACAAAGAACUUUUCUGUGCGUAAUUCUCAAAAGACAAGCCCACUAGACUAAGUCGGAUGAUUGUUCGAUUUGACGAUGGAACAGGAAAACGUGCAUUAAAAAUGUCCUUAUUCAUUUGAACACGUUGUGUAGAAUAGCUUCACGUUACAAUGAAUUUUUCUUACUUUUAGUAUAUAGACUUAGGCAAGUCUGAAUCUGUGUUGCUUCACUGAUUUCCAGUUUGGAGCCAGGUUAUUGUGAUUGAAAUGAGCAACACAAGAAGGCUCAGCAGGCCGCUCUGGGGAUGGCUCCUCUGGGCAGAGCCAUUGGCGAUGCAGAAAACCUCAAGACACGGUUUUUGGCAAAAAUCCCAUGACUUUCAACUAGUUAUUUUACUCUUGACCUUUCACCAAGACAGAAUAUUUUCCUUGAAACGGAGUUAGCUUGUCCUUUUUGCCUUUGCAGCUUAGAAGGCAAGACAGUAGUGCCUUGCAUUAUGCAGAGUAAACCCUCAUUCAAAAAAAAAAA